UCCCCAGAGCCUCAGUUCCUGCAGGACACCGACAUGGAACAGGGACUCACUGGGGCUUCACCUGUUCCCCAGGUGCCUGCUCUUCCCCACGAGGGAAGCCCAGGAGACCAGGCAACUGCACUCCUGACAGCCAGGUACCAGAACUGAUCCUCUUCAGAGACCUGGACGCCACACAAACCAUCUUCCCAGCUUCUCAACACCACCAGAAAACAGUUUCUUCUUUCUCCCUAGGGUUUUGAUGGGGGCUUAUUGUUAAAGGGUUAUGGGAUUUAUUCCCUAGAUUCUAAUCCGUUCUCACUCCCCCCUGACAAAUACAGACUGGAGUCUCUAUAUCAUCUCCUUCAGUCUCUGGCCAUGAUGCUAUAGUGGCCUUAUUCCCAAGAGCAGCCAGGCUGUAUUAUUUCAGGAGUUUGUGACAUUCGAUGAUGUGGCUGUGCACCUUACUCGAGAGGAAUGGGGAUGCCUGGACCCUGUUCAGAGGGAUCUCUACAGAGAAGUGAUGUUAGAGAAUUAUGGGAACGUGGUCUCACUGGGAUUUCCAAUUUUCAAGCCUGAUGGGAUAUCUCACCUGGAACAAGAUCUACAGGUCUUUGAUUUGGAAACUAAGAAUAGAGGAGUCUUAAGAGAUGACUACUCAGAUGGAGGAACCAGAGAAGAGAACAAGCUGUUGAUUCCUAAGCAGAAAAUUUCAGAAGUACAUUCAUGCAAAAUGAGAGUAGGAAGACUCAAAAAGGAUGCCGGCCAAGUUCCUGACACUAGAGAAGUGUAUAAAUCUGAGGACAGAUUAGAAAGGCUUCAGGAAAUACUAAGGAAAUUUUUAUUCCUGGAGAGAGAGUUUAGGCAAAUAACAAUCAGCAAGAAAACUUUCACCAGUGAGAACAAUGAAUGUAAUGAACCUGAAAAAAACUUCAGUCUGGAAUCUACUCUUGAUACAGACCAGAGAGAUCUUAGAAUACAGAACAUUGAUGAUAUUGAUAGGUAUGACAUUAGCCUCAACCAGAAUUCAGCUGCUGAGAAACGUGAACAAGUAAAUCUAACACAGGAUUUCCAAAGUAAUGAAUAUAAAGAAAGUUUAAUGGAUCUUUCCCACCUUAAUAAAUGUGAGAGCAUUUUCACCACUGAGAAAUCCUAUAAAUGUGAUGCAUGUGAGAAAGUCUUCCAUCAGAGCUCAGCUCUUUCUAGACAUCAGAGAAUUCAUACUAAAGAGAAACCCUACAAAUGUAAAGAAUGUGAAAAAUCUUUCAGUCAGAGCUCAAGUCUUAGUCGACAUAAAAGAAUACAUACUAGAGAAAAAUCCUAUAAAUGUGAAGUGUCUGAGAAGUCCUGUGAAUUACCUGAUAAAUCCUCUACUCAGAGCUCAGGCAUAAUGAAGCAUAAGAGGAUUCACACUAAAGCAAAAUCUUAUAAAUGUAGCAAUUGUGAAAGAGUAUUCAGUCGUAGUGUACACCUUACACAGCAUCAGAGAAUUCACAAAGAGAUGCCCUGUAAGUGUAAUGUAUGUGGCAGUGACUUCUACCAUGCCUCAUUCCUAGUCGAACAUCAGAAGGUUCACUGUGAAGAGAAAGCCUAUGAAUAUGAAUGUGGGAUGACCUUUACUAAACAUCAAGGAGCUAGUCUCAGAGAAAAGCCCUAUACAUGCACUGAAUGUGGAAAAGACUUCAGAUUGAAUUCCCAUCUUAUUCAGCAUCAAAGAAUUCAUACAGGAGAGAAACCACAUGAAUGUAAUGAAUGUGGGAAAGCUUUCAGUCAAACCUCAUGCCUUAUUCAGCAUCACAAAAUUCACAGGAAAGAGAAAUCCUCUGAGUAUAAUGAUUAUGAGGAAAGUUUUAAUCAUAGCUCAGAUCUUGUAGGACUGCAGCAAGAAGUCCUCACCAGAGAAGAAGCCUUUGAUUGUGAUGCAUGGGAAAAUAACCUCAUUCAAAGAGCACAACUUGUUCAACAUCAAAGAAUUCAUACCAAAGAGAAACCUUAUGAAUGUAAUGAACAUGGGAAGACAUUUAGUCAAGUUCAGGCCUCAUUCAAUAUCUGAGAGUUCACACCAGGAAAAAUUGUGAGUACUGAAUGUGAUAAAAUCUUCAGUCAGCUCAACCUUUUCAUCAUUGGAGAAUCCACCCCAGAGAGAAAUCCUCUGAAUGUGAUGAAUGGAGGAAAGCUAUUAGUUUUAAACUUUUAAUUGAUGCCUGCAAACCCAUACCAGAGAAAACCUACAAAUAUAUUGAAUGUGGUAAAUGCUUCAUGUUAUGUUCAUAACUUAGUCAUCAUUGGAGAAUUCAUACAGGAAUAAAAGCCCAUCACUGUAAAGAAUGUGAAAAAGCCUCAGUCAAAGAAAAUAACCUUUUCAGCAUCAAAUUCAUUCCAUGCAGAAAGCCUAUGAAUGUAAUAAAUGUGUGUGUGUGUGAAGAUUCAGUCAUAUUUCAGUCUUCAUUCAACAUCAAAGAAUCCAUACCCAAGAGAAGCCAUUGAGUAUAGGAGUUCAAGUCUUUUUUCAUCAUCAGAAUAUCUACACCAGAUCAGAAUCUGAUAUAACUCAAGUGGAAAAAAUUUACUGCCUUAUUUCAGGCUUUACUCAAUAUCAAAAUAUUGGAGGGACAAUUGUUGAUUAUUUGUAUAUGAAAUCAUUAAUAUAUAGUCCCGAUCUUUUUGAUUGCAGAAGAGUCUAGCCUGAGGAGUGACAUGGUAAAUGCAGUGCUGUUUUCUCAUGGCAUUCUUUAAUAUAAUAGGUGUUGUAAAGUUAACUAUGUAUACUUUAUUUAUGGAAUUCAUUUAAGCUAUUUUUAUUUUAAUAUGGCCUAUAAACAUUUUUCUUGAAAUUGGUAUGUAUUGUUCUCAGUUUCCCUAAGAUACUGUAAUUACACCAAUGUUAAAACGUAUCAGCAUUUGGAAAGUAGCUCAUUUAGUUCUCCACCCAAGUUCUCUCCAAAACAGACUAUUAGGCCUGCUUUUUUUCUGGGGACCCUAAUUCCUAUUUGUUUCUAGCCACAACAAUUGGAUUCCUGUUGAUUUCUCCACUCUCUUAAGCGCCUUCAAAUGAUGAUUUCCUAGUUUUAAGCUUUUCACCAGCAGGUAUUCCAUCCCUACUUGAUGUCACUGUUCUGGUGUCUUUUUUCCCCCAAAGUAAAGCAUCCACCUUUAAAAAAAUUGGAUUUCUACAUCCGGUUUACCCAUGAGUAUGAACGAUUCUGUCUCCCUUGAAUUUAUGACAGACAGCUAAACAUUUUCAAGUGAUGCCCAAAUUCUUAGCUGCCUUGUUUUGCAUCCACAGCCUACUAACAGAGAUAAGAACUCCUAGUGGUGUUAAAGCUACAUUCAUUCAGCAUCUACUCUGCAUGUUUAAGUUUAGAAAUAUUUUAUAUACUUCCAUUGAAGGCCAGCAAAAUGCUCGGGCCUGCUUUUGAUAGGGCAAAACAUAAAGAACAUAUACUAAAAGAUCAGAGAGCUUCAUAAGGUAGAGAGCUCAGCCUUCCAACAAAGAUAUUGCUGUUCUUAUGUAAUAUCUCUAGGGAGAAUAUUUUAAGAGAGUUGGUAAUUUUGUUCCUGGUAAAAUUUUAACCAAUUAGAUUGUUUUCUUAUCUAUUUGGAUUUCUACCCUCAAUAUCCCCUCAUCAUUCUAGCACAAUAUUUGAAGUGUGAGGGCAUUGUGUAUACUUAUUCAUUAUCACAUUUUUAUUUUUAUUUUACUAGGUCAUAUAAAAGAACAUGAUUUUCUUGAUUGAUAAAAGUGAUCACAGAUGUUGGGUCCAGAGUUCAGGGUCACCAUCAUAACACCUAACAACAGUUUAUGAUUCUUUAGAUGAUGUCAAAGCAUUUUAUUAUAUUUUUCCAUCUUAAGUUUCAUAAUAUUUUAUAAAUAAGACAAGUGUUAUUUAAAAUUCUAGUUGUCAUUCCAGCAGUUGAGACCUUCAUAGUUCAGAUGUUAUAAUAUUCAUGAGGGAUCCUCAACAAAUAUAUAAAAAUGUAUUGCUUGUCCUAUAAGCAUUUUAUGGCUAACCUCUAGGAUAGUUCUACCAGCAUAUUUUACCUCUUAGCCAUCAGCAAGCAUAUGAUCUAAUCAGGGCAAGGUAGGAAUCUAAAUGUAAAAUCAAAUGAAAAUGCAUGUUUUUUUCCUGUCAAGGAAUGUGUAUACUCAUGUAUAGAAACUAAUAGUCACUUCUGGGGAUUAAGAAACAGAGGAUGAGGUAAUCCUUAAAUACCAGAAUGUAUAAACAUGCCAUGUAUGCAUUUGGUUUAGGAAUGUGCUUUUUUACUUCCACUUGAAUAAAAGUGUAUUUGAUAUUCUGCAAAUCUCUUUCAAAUAAAAUCUGAAGGCCUUAGCUGGAAGCAUUGGGAAAUUUUGGAAUCACCUUUCUGGCUGCAACUCAGUUCCUUACACAUACUUGCUUCAUAACAAGAGUAGAUCGUUCUCCUGUAUACUGAUACUUACUCUUCCACAGAACUCUUGAGGAAUAAAGUCUGAAUAUUUAGGAAUUAAAGGAUUAUUCAAUUGGGAUGGUAUCAGUACAUAAAGUAUGAGUAAAUCAUUUGAGGUUUCAGUUAAAAUACGGAGAAGUGUGUGUGUGUGUGUGUUUAAAUAAAACACAUUUUUAAAAAUUAGAAUAAAGGAACUUGCCAGUUUAAGCUACCAAUAGAAUAUGAGUUUGUGUUCUUAAUUGUUUUAGUCUUGAUGCUGGAGAGCUAAGAGAAGAAACCUAUUAGUUGAGGGACACCUAAUUUUAUCUACUAUCUGCCCACCCACCUACAUGUGCAUAUUCAAACUUAAUCCUCACAAAUCUGCAAUGGAACAAGCUUCAUUUUACAGAACUGAGGUACAGUGAGGUUAAAGAACUUGUUAGGAUCACAUAAGUUCAAAUUCAGGUGUGUUUGACUCCAAAACUUUCUAUCAUCAUGCAGUUUGUAUUAGACACCAACCAGGGACAUUUUCUUUGAUUGUUCUUCAUUCCCUGUUGUACCCCAGUGAUUCACUAUAUUAGUUUGCAACUCAUCCUAAAUGCUCUCAAAGCUCUCUGGGAUACUAGGAGAAAAUAUCCCAAUAUCUUUUAGGUUGCUAAUCAGAGACCCUUCCAUGAAUAGGCUUAGACAAUUUUGACAGUGACAGGUCACAGAUCAAAGCUCUCUAGUUCCUGUCUCCUGCUCAGUCUCCUCCAUUCCCAUCACUAGAUUUACAUUUCCAUUUUCAAUGCCCAAAUGUGCUCUUAAUUUUUGUUACUAAUUAGAACUUGCUGAUGGACAUUUAUUCUUACCAAGAUUUACUGUCACCUCUGGUUAUGUUAUGUGGAACAAAGCAGUUAUUGGGAAAAUCAAGUUUGAUUACUAGGUUCUAGCUUGAGCAAAAGAGUAUCCAAAUAGAGGUAGACUAGAGAGAUAUGUGGUACACUGGAAGAAGUGCAAGGAGAGUAUUUCAGGCAAGAAAGAUGAUGUCAGAAGGCCUACAAAUGAGUGUAUGGCAUUUUCAGGGUAAUAUAUGAGCUUUCUGGAGAAAUGCCUCAUGCUAGGAAAUAGUAUGAGGGUUACUGAUGAAGAACGAAAACUCAUAGGGUGUCAUCUCAGCAGAGCAUAAUGGGAUUACCACAACUAGAAAUGUAAUUACCUGUCCAUUCAAUAAUGCAUUUGCCAGACAUUGAUAUUCAGUGUUCAGUUAAACUAAUAAAACGAAUGAAACUAUCUACUGAGUAAAAAGAAACAGAUUAGUUGUCUAAGCAAUAGCUUUGGAAUUAGACAUACCUGUGUUUGAAUUUUGCUGUUUACUAGCUGUGUGACUUAGGAAAUUUUACUUAGUCUCUCUAGUUUUCUUGUCUAUACACUGUGUUAAUAGCAUGGAAAUUAAAGAGAUAAUGUAAAAGGUACUGGUCAUAUAGUAAGUGCCAAAUAGUUACUAAUAUAAAUACUAUUAUAAAAACCAGUAAAAAUAGAAGACAGAUGUUUAUAUAGAAGAUAGAGGGAAUUAAUGAGCAAGCAUUUAACAGUGUAGGACUGGCAUUGUCCAGAAUGGGAUACCCUGGGCUUGGAGAACUUAAAUGACUAGAGAAAACAUCAGGCAUCCUUGUCUGUGGUAGGAACUGCCUCUUGACAGGCAUUCCCUGUUGGGAGCCGGCAAACUGACAUAUGUCUCAUCUAAAAUUUAUAUCAUAUGAGUUCACAUUUUCAAAAUACAAGUGCAUAAAGGAACUAUUGUUUAAUACAAGACUAUACGAAUGAUUUCACUCAGAAAUCAGAUGGUGCCCUGUAUAAGUCAUCAAGAAAAUAAUGCUGGAAUUUUUUUAUUUUGUUGAUGCAUCCUAUUCACUCCACUUACAGAAAAUGGUUAACCUCUUGUGUUUGUAUUUCAUUCAUGUUUAUAAAUUUACAACUUGGACAUAA
Pipistrellus kuhlii (Kuhl's pipistrelle) is the source of this 6354-nucleotide messenger RNA. RefSeq names its product zinc finger protein 655 (gene ZNF655). Gene Ontology annotation, molecular function: RNA polymerase II cis-regulatory region sequence-specific DNA binding; DNA-binding transcription factor activity, RNA polymerase II-specific. The record is from RefSeq and is a predicted model, not a curated record. Gene Ontology annotation, biological process: regulation of DNA-templated transcription. NCBI's taxonomy places the organism in Eukaryota, Metazoa, Chordata, Mammalia, Chiroptera, Vespertilionidae. The coding region runs from base 500 to 2029 and encodes 509 amino acids. The transcript is spliced from 6 exons.